UUACAGCGAAUUUUUAGGUUUUAAUCGACGUUUUCACAUGUAGAUGGCCUCAGAAAUUAAUUGAACGAAGAGAGGGUAUGAAAUGCAUUCAUCAAUUUUAUAAAUAUUUUUUUUUUGUCAAAGUGUUGCGGGCUUGCUGUUGUUUUCUUUGGUUCCUUUGGGUCCCUUUGGUGUCAAACAACUGGACAACAAAUUCAAUAAAUGGCUGACGAUCCGAACGAAGAAUCAUGGCUCUAUGGAUCUAAUCCAGAGCCACCCGAAGAGCAGGACAGUAAGGAUGCAUUAGCAGUACAAAAUGACGAUGCGGUCGAUGAAGAUGAAAAGCCUGAGUUGGCUGAGGAGCCUGAAAAUGCGGAAGCAUCGAAUGCUGCCGAUGAAAUGGAAGAACAAGAAGACGGUUCCAUAUUCAAAGAGGAGAACAACGAAAAUGGGGAAGAUUCGGAUGACAGUGACGAUGACAUCAACGUUGUGAUUGGAGAUAUUAAGUCCGGUCCAAGUUAUAGUAUAAAACAAAGAAGUGGUGCACUCGCACCGGGCUCCACAGCACCGGCAGAUAAACAGAAACAAGCUCCGGGAAAAUUUAGCAUUGACGAGUUCGAAUCGGUUGGUACAAUUGCGGGUGUACAGGCGCAUGAAUUUAGCAUUGAUUCGCUCGAAGAAAAGCCGUGGCGAAAACCUGGUGCCGACAUAACUGACUAUUUCAAUUAUGGAUUUAAUGAAGAUACGUGGAGAGCCUACUGCGAACGACAAAAGCAGAUGCGUUUGAAUGAAAGCGGCGUUGGUCUGCAAAGUUUGUCGGCCAAUCUGAACAACUCAAAUUCAGGUUCGAAUCGCACAGUCUCGGGCUCGAAUGAAGGCGGGGGAUUUGGUCAAGGUGGUUUUAUGCGACGAUCUGGUGGUCCGCCUCCGUUCCGCAAAGCGACAGGACACAUUGAUGUGAUCGGAAGUAACGCGAAGGAGAAUGUCAUUCAAGUUAUGACAGCCGAACGCCGUGAAUACAGUCGAGUGCAGGGCAUGCCACCUCCAGGUUUUCCAAUGAACGAACCCUUUUUCGAAGCAGACAACUACAAUUAUGGAUAUGAACCCACGCAAGAGCAGCAAUGGAAUCAGCAAGAGCCUGGUUGGGUUCCUAGUGGCAUAAAGGAAUUAACGCCAGGUCAUAUGGUUGUUCCGCCGCCAGGGAUGAAUGUCGGAAUGAUGCGACCACCGAUGAGUGGUCCAGGCCAAAUGGUUCCACCACAUCAUAUGAUGGCAUCACAAGGUCAGGUCAUGCCGCCAUCGCACGGCAACGACAGAGACAGAGAUCGAGACAGGGAUCGUGAUCGUCGUGGUGACAGAGAUAGGGAAAGAGACCGUGACCGAGGAAAAUCUGAGGAAAGUGAAAGGGGAACGCGUGAUCGGGAUCGUUACCGCGAACGGAGUACAAGACGUGAUGCAAGAGAUACACGAGAUUCCAGAGAAACGAGGGAUAGAUCUCGCAGUCGGGACCGCCGCCGAAAGUCUAGAAGUCGUGACAAAGAUCGUAAGAGUCGCGACAAGAAAAAGACACACAAAAAAGAUAAAGAAAAGGACGAUCGGGACAGUGAUUAAGGAAAUAGUUAAUGUUCUCUGCAUUGUGUGAAUCAUAAUUCUCCUGGCAUAAUACAAAGACCUUUGCUGGCGUUCAAGCCUAGCAAAACAAAAUAAAAAAAA
Messenger RNA from Bradysia coprophila, 1692 nucleotides. It is a transcript of the gene Fip1, whose product is annotated as Factor interacting with poly(A) polymerase 1. The record is from RefSeq and is a predicted model, not a curated record. Gene Ontology annotation, cellular component: mRNA cleavage and polyadenylation specificity factor complex. Lineage: Eukaryota; Metazoa; Arthropoda; Insecta; Diptera; Sciaridae.